This is a messenger RNA of Xenopus laevis (African clawed frog), 3536 nucleotides long. RefSeq names its product anoctamin 7 L homeolog (gene ano7.L). NCBI's taxonomy places the organism in Eukaryota, Metazoa, Chordata, Amphibia, Anura, Pipidae. The transcript is spliced from 25 exons. Bases 304 to 2991 code for a protein of 895 amino acids. The record is from RefSeq and is a predicted model, not a curated record.
CGCCCGUAUACGAUUGCUUUGUCCAUUACUGAACAGGCAGGAGGGAUGGCAGACGCUGGUGCUGCAGAUUCAUCCUCUUCACCCCCCCACUAUCAGUGCAGAGAGAAUGCUGAGCAACACCAAUAACAAAAGCGCAUAUGCUGCACUCACUGGCCCGGCCCUAUAGACUCAGCACUGCAGCAUCAGCAUCAUCAACAUCAACAUCAAAAUCAUCAUCAUCGCUGAGUCUUCAGCCACUGCUGGAACCCAGCCUUGUAUCUGCCCUUCUUACUGAUUGUGGGGCAACAGUUGGGGCAGGUGAAGAUGUUUCAGCGGAGACUUUCUGAUUGGUCAGAUCUGGAUACAAGCUCAUUGGUGGAGCUGGAGGGAUCUGAACUCCUCGGGGACUCGCCAGGGUCUGUGCCCAAUGGAGGAGUUGACACAACCAGCUUUUAUGGUGAAGAAGAGGAAGAUGAUGAUCCGAUCUACAUCCCACGCAUGGACAUUUGCAGCCAAGUCCCCAGGGGGAAUGUUUUCAAGGAUGGGAGAACUCCGAUUGACUUUGUGCUGGUUUGGGAGGAGAAGCUUCAAUCUUCCAAGAAACACAGGAACAAGGGGGCGGCCCGGGGGCCAGAGAGAGACUCCAGAGCAAAGGGGAGACAAGAGAACUAUCGGAAACGUUUCCACCGAAACCUGCUGAAGGCCGGCCUCCUGUGCGAGAAGGAGCAGACCUUGAGUGAGAGACGGUGCCUACACUACCUGAAGCUCAGCGCCCCCUGGGAUCUGCUGGUGUACUACGCAGAGGAGAUGUGCAUGAGGGCCCCACUCCAGGCCCAGCCCAACCCAGACACCAACACCUCCCACAGGUUCCUCCAAAGGCUGCGACUCCCCAACCCCAUGUACCAGCAUGUGCCCAACAAACCCCUGGAUUAUUACACCUGCGCCUUCCGACGCUCCAAACUUCAGAAGUUUCUGGGCAGCGAGUGCCAGGCCACGUACUUCAGUAACAUCCAGCGGAGCAGAAUUUUGUACGAGCUCCUGUGCCACACGGUGUAUGGGAAGCGCAAACACGCGGAGGUUGGAAUUGAGCGGCUGCUGAACGAGGGAAUCUAUACGGCAGCGUUUCCACUACACCAGGGUCCCCAUGAGAUGCCCGAGUACGAAGUGUCCCCAGAGACCUUAAAUCCUCGCCAGAUCCUCUACCGAUACUGGGCUCGCUGGUCCCAAUGGUACAAGUAUCAGCCCCUGGAUCACAUACGCGACUACUUUGGGGAAAAAGUGGCCAUUUAUUUUGCUUGGCUUGGUUUCUACACAGCCUGGUUGCUGCCGGCCGCCAUCGUGGGGACAGUCGUGUUUAUUUCGGGCCUGGUCACCAUGGGGAGCAACACUGCCGCGCAGCAGAUCUGUCAGAGUGGGACGCGCUACCUGAUGUGCCCCCUGUGCGACACCUGCAACAACUGGUUCAUCUCCGACAUCUGCCCAAUGGCCAAGGUGGGGUACCUGUUUGAUCACCCCGGGACCGUCUUCUUCAGCGUCUUCAUGUCCUUCUGGGCGGUGACCUUCCUGGAAUACUGGAAGAGAAAGAACGCAACACUGGCCCAUCACUGGGACUGCAUGGACUUCCAGGAGGAAGAGGAACAGCCGCGCCCAGAGUUUGCUGCUAAGGCCCCCCAGAUGGAGCAGAAUCCAAUCACAGGGGUGAAAGAGCCCCAUUUCCCCAAGAGAGACCGACUGUCCCGCAUCCUCACUGGCUCCAUGGUCAUCAUCAUUAUGCUCUGCGUGGUGAUGAUCUUCCUGGUGUCGGUGAUCAUGUACCGUGGGAUUGUCACCAUGAUGAUGUACCACACGGGGAACAACCUCCUAAUGACACAGGCUGGGAAUAUCGCCAACAUAAGCAGCUCCAUGGUCAACCUGGUUCUGAUUCUCCUGAUGGGCCAAGUCUACACUUCCUUGGCUGAGAAGCUGACCCGCUGGGAGAUGCACCGCACUCAGUCUCUACAUGAAGACGCCUUCACUUUCAAGGUUUUCAUCUUCCAGUUUGUGAAUUUCUACUCGUCCCCCUUCUACGUGGCUUUUUUCAAAGGAAGGUUCAUAGGAUACCCGGGGAGAUAUGGGAAGCUGCUCGGGAUGAGAAACGAGGAUUGUGGGCCUGGAGGGUGCCUCAUUGAGUUGGCUCAGCAGCUCUUCAUUAUCAUGGUGGGAAAACAGAUUAUCAGCAACAUCCAGGAGUUCCUCAUCCCGAAACUGAAGUCCUGGCGCCAGAAACGGCAAUUGGCCAAAGUGAGGGGCACUCAGCUGAGUGAGGAGCCCAAGCGCUGGGAGGAGGACUAUGAGCUCAUUGAGUGUGAGGGGCUCUUUGAGGAGUAUCUGGAGAUGGUUCUGCAGUUUGGCUUCAUCACAAUAUUCGUGGCUGCAUUUCCCCUGGCGCCGCUCUUUGCUCUGCUCAAUAACUGGGUGGAGAUCAGACUCGAUGCCCAGAAGUUUGUGUGUGAAUAUCGCAGGCCAGUGGCAGAGCGGGCACAGGGCAUUGGAGUCUGGUUCCUCAUCCUCGAGGCCCUGGCACAACUCUCUGUCAUUGUCAAUGCCUUCCUUAUUGCCUUCACCUCUGACUUCCUGCCGCGGCUCCUCUAUCAAUAUGAAUACGACAGUAACCUGGAUGGGUACCUCAAUUUCACCCUCUCCUACUCCCCGCACCCCUACGUAUCUGCCAACCACACCAUGUGCAGGUACAAGGCUUUCCGGGAUGAGGACGGGAAUUACACUCUGUUCUACUGGAAGCUCCUGGCCGUGCGCUUGGGAUUCAUUAUUGCUUUUGAGCACGUGGUGUUCUUCAGCCUGAGGUGCAUCGACUGGAUGGUGCCCGACAUCCCCGGGUCGGUGGAGAUCAAAGUGAAGAGGGAGAGAUAUUUGGCCAAACAGGCGCUCGCUGAUAACCAGGAGGUGCUGCUGACGGUGAGUCCAGGCUCCAGCUCCGCAGGGAGUUGCAUUUCAGCCCGCGGCAUGAGUCCCUGAUCCUUUGCUGGGGAGAAUAACAAGUCGAAAGUCAGAGAGAGGGAGUGACUUAUAGAACUUGUAACGCAGCCCCUCGGGGCCAGAGACACCCCUGGAAUGACACUGCAUGGGGGUGACAAUGAGUUAACAGUUUUCGUGCCUCUGGGGCAUCUCUGGCACUAAAGUCUCCCCCACCUUGUGGAUCUUCCUAUAUAUAUAUAUAUAACCUAUAGGUGCAGCUACAGAGAAGCACAAACUGUUGGCUGAGCAUGCUGGGAAGUGAAGUCCAAUGCUGAUUGACAGAUGAGCCCCUAUGGCAAGAUCACAAGCACAACCCCGGGCCUGCAACAUGGCAGCACCAAAUGACUGUUAUUUUUUAUCAUUUUUAUAAUACAGGGGAUGAUGGGAGUUGUAGUUUAGCUGUCAGACACUGAUACAAUGCAUGUAGCAUUAGUCAUUAUAUUUCCACAUAUGAGGAUAAGCACAAAUGAGUUGGGGGGUAAAUAAUAUACAAAGUAGAUUUUGUUCUUCUGAGCCACUGCCUGAGAUAAAUAAUAUGGAAAAUA